Halteromyces radiatus is the source of this 351-nucleotide messenger RNA. RefSeq lists its product as uncharacterized. Bases 35 to 346 code for a protein of 103 amino acids. NCBI's taxonomy places the organism in Eukaryota, Fungi, Mucoromycota, Mucoromycetes, Mucorales, Cunninghamellaceae. The transcript has a single exon. The record is from RefSeq and is a predicted model, not a curated record.
GCAAAGAUCAGAAUUUUAUUUUUUUGGUGUCUAGAUGAAAUUAAUAAUUGCUGUAGACGUAGUUCUUGCCAGCAUCUUGACAAUAUUUAUGGAAACAGGCGUUAUAGCCAACACAUGUAGCCCAACUCUUAGGAAUAUCAAUAGGGGAGUUAGCAUUAGAAAUAUAUUUCUUGAAUCCGCAAUUCUUUCCAGCUUCAUAAGUAGGUCCAACACCAGGUCCAUGUUCAUUUGGAGCAUCAACACAUCUUUGAUAGUUCAAGAAAACACAGCCUUGUACAGUUUGGGCAAGGACAAAGGCAAGAACGACAAUGGAAAACAAAUAUUUAAGCAUCUUGAUAAACUAUAGUAAUA